AUGAUUUCGCGAAGUCAAUGCUACAAAUGGUUUCAACGCUUUGAAAAUGGAAAUGAGAGCUUAGAAGACGAAGAACACCGACGUCGUCCUCAAGUGGUAGACGACGAAUUACUGAAGAAGGCGAUAGAGUCUGAUCCGACACAAACUACAAAAAAACUUACCCUAGAGCUCGGAUGUUCGAAUUCGACAAUUGACGAGCAUUUACAUACAAUCGGGAAGAUAAAUCGGAGUCUAGACGCACUUGACAACGGUGAAAAGGCGCAACUCUCCGAGAAGUCCAGUAAUAUGAGACGGAACAUUCACAACCAGUGGGCAGAAUUUCUACGAAAACAUGGCACUACCGCUUGUAUACACAUAACAUACCUGGCCCCCUCUUCCUUGACUAUUUCAUCCUAUAAUGGCGAACAUUCCACUCAUAUUCGACACGUACUCCUUUACGAGUUCGAAUCUGGCCACACCUCAGCUGAAGCCCAUCGAAAGCUAAGUCAGGUAUUCGGCACUGAAACCCCUUCUGAGCGGUCUGUGCGCGCCUGGUUCCAGCGCUUCAAAGCCGGAAACAAGAAACUCAAAGAUGAGCCUCGUUCUAGUCGACCGACAGUCGAGUCGGUCGACCAAUAUCGUGAGCAAUGGACUGCAAACUCUCGGAAUGGUGGAAAAGCUCGGUCAAUGGCUCCCACAUGCAGCGACGGUAACCGCAAAGGACUCCUGGACAUCUGCACUCAGCUGCUCUCUAGAAGCCGCAGAUUCGACUGGCUGGACACCAUUGUCACUGGAGAUGAAAAAUGGGUCCUCUACGUCAACCACAUCCCACAAACGUGCGCUGGCGAUGAAAUGCCGUAUCCUUUCGUGAAAGGUGAAAUCCAUGAGAAGAAGGUCAUGCUUAGCGUCUGGUGGAGUUCAUGGAAUCUAACGUUUCGAACUGCUGCCGGACAACACGACAGCUACUGCGGAGGUCUAGUGCGCUCAACUGCAAAGACUGGCCGACAAGAUCCACAAGGAGCACCCAAAGCUCGGCAACGUUCGCCUGCUGCACGAUAG
This is a messenger RNA of Necator americanus (New World hookworm), 1038 nucleotides long. RefSeq lists its product as uncharacterized. The record is from RefSeq and is a predicted model, not a curated record. NCBI's taxonomy places the organism in Eukaryota, Metazoa, Nematoda, Chromadorea, Rhabditida, Ancylostomatidae. Gene Ontology annotation, biological process: DNA integration; mitotic DNA integrity checkpoint signaling; DNA double-strand break processing. Gene Ontology annotation, molecular function: single-stranded DNA endonuclease activity; single-stranded DNA binding; DNA topoisomerase binding. Gene Ontology annotation, cellular component: site of double-strand break; nucleus; condensed chromosome. Bases 1 to 1038 code for a protein of 345 amino acids. The transcript is spliced from 3 exons.